This is a messenger RNA of Dictyostelium purpureum, 576 nucleotides long. RefSeq lists its product as uncharacterized. The coding region runs from base 1 to 576 and encodes 191 amino acids. The transcript has 2 exons. The record is from RefSeq and is a predicted model, not a curated record. NCBI's taxonomy places the organism in Eukaryota, Evosea, Eumycetozoa, Dictyosteliales, Dictyosteliaceae.
AUGACCACCGCCGAAAUGAGAACUCCAUCACAACCAAUUCAAACAGGCAACAGCCCAAACAAACCAACUGGAAUAUAUUUUCAAAAGGUUUCUUCCCAAAAUUAUAAUCAGCAACAAGCUCAAGAAAAUAUUAAUAAUAACAAUAUUUUAAAUGAUCUUUUAAAACAACAACAACAACCAUCACAAUAUUCAGGGAUUGGUCAAGCUUUAUUAAAUUACAACAACAAUAUCAACAAUAACAAUAACAACAUUAAUAAUAAUAACCAAGAAGAUAAAUUAAAAAGACAGCAACAACGUAAAUUAAAUUCAUCAUCAAACUCUAUAUCAUCAUCAUCCAGACGCAGAGAAAGAAAAAUUGAUGUUACUUGUGGAAUGUGUCAACAAUCAAUCACCCAAGCUCCCACAAGAGAUACUCCAGCCACUCGUGCCACUCGUGCAACUGUAGAUAUGUGUAAAAGAUUAAAAGAAUUGAAUAGACUAACUGGUAAACUCGUAAAAGAGGAUUUUCAUUUUAUACUAAUUCAAACAACAAAAAGAACAAUUUUCAAUCAACCAAUAAAUAAACAAAUGAAAUAA